CGCGUCACUGCGUCGUCCUCGCUGGUGCUCGGGCGGAGCGUCCACAUUUGGCCACAAGUUGGUCGCCGAGGCACUCGCCCCCUCCUCCCCGGGCCUGUCUGCAGUCUCGGGGCGCGGCGCGGACCCGGCUCAGUUGUUAACAUAGCACAAUGGGCGAAGUAGUGAAGUACAAUGAUGACGAGCACAAAAACGCUUUCCUGAAAACACUGAAUGAGCAACGGUUAGAAGGAGAAUUCUGUGACAUAGCCAUCGUGGUGGAAGAUGUUAAAUUCCGAGCCCACAGAUGUGUCUUGGCAGCGUGUAGCACCUACUUCAAGAAAUUGUUUAAGAAACUCGAGGUCGAUAGUUCCUCGGUGAUCGAGAUUGAUUUUUUGCGUUCUGACAUAUUUGAAGAAGUACUGAAUUACAUGUACACCUCCAAAAUCUCUGUGAAGAGAGAAGAUGUGAAUUUGAUGAUGUCUUCUGGACAAAUCCUUGGAAUCAAAUUUUUAGAUAAAUUAUGUAUUCAGAAGCGUGAUGUAUCUCCUCAGCAGAAUGCAGCUCGCCGGAAGAGUCGGUACCCCUACAGCAUAAGUGCCAAGAUCCACCGGCCCUCAGUGAAUAGCACCGAUGAGGAGAUAGAAGAGAUCGGAGAUCAGCUUGAAGGACAGUCAGAGGAGGCAGUCGAAGAAGCUGUACCUAAUCCCGAUGAUGGAAAGACCCAAGCAAAUGGACUGCGUGUUCAGGAAGCUAUUUUGAAGGAACUUGGAAGUGAAGAAGUUCGUAAAGUCAACUGCUUUGGUUCUGAAGUGGAAACCAUUGAAUCAACUGAACCCAAGGAUGUGACUCCUCAGCCUCCUCCAACUCUCGCUUUCAAUGAUAGCAUGAGUGGGGUCAAGGAAGAACAAGCACCAGGCUGGACGGCAAACACUGAUGUGAAAUUUGAAUAUUUGUUGUAUGGCGACAGGGAUCAGUUCAGUUGUCAGUCCUGUGGCAAGACUUUCACUGAUGAAACUCGUUUGAGGAAACAUGAGAAAUUACAUUCUGCUGAUCGACCAUUUGUGUGUGACAUCUGCUCAAAAGCUUUCACCACACAGGCUCACUUGAAAGAACAUCUCAAGAUUCACACCGGUUUCAAACCCUAUGGGUGUGACGUGUGCGGAAAAUCUUUCAUUCGAGCCCCUGAUCUAAAAAAACAUGAACGUGUCCACAGUAAUGAGAGACCCUUUGCAUGUCACAUGUGUGACAAAGCUUUUAAACACAAGUCUCAUCUGAAAGACCACGAGCGGAGGCAUCGAGGUGAGAAGCCAUUUGUUUGUGGUUCCUGUACCAAAGCUUUUGCUAAAGCUUCUGACUUAAAGAGACAUGAAAACAAUAUGCACAGUGAACGCAAGCAAGUACCCACAAGUGUGAUUGCCAGUGAGACAGAGCAGUUGCAAGCUGCGGCAAUGGCAGCUGAAACUGAGCAAAACCUGGAAAGUAUAGCCUGUAAUUAAUUUAAUGUUAAUGUCCCCAUUUCUGGUAUAUUUCUGAAUAAUGUAGAUGGCUGCAUCAGUAAAUGUGAUCCUUGUAUAUUUUUCUGUUAAAUUCUGUUCCUUUUUACAAUUUGUAUAAAGAAGGCUGUUUUUUCUGUCCUGAGUGUACAUAAGCUAAUAUAUUUAGUAUAAAUUGUUGCACUGUAUAAGGAUUUUUUUUAAGUUGGGUUGGCCACUUGGGACAACAGAAUAAAUUACGUAAUUGAAUAUUUCAAAUGUCAUUAAUGCCUUAAUCCCUGUAUGGUGCAAUAAUAUAAAUAUAUUGAAUAGUGUAUUGCAGUUUUAAUUUUUUUUUAGUAAAGUUGCUUUUAAUGUUUUGGCCUGCCACAGCAGUCUAUUUGACUAUAUUCUGGUAAGAAAUGGGCAUUAGGAUUAAGAUUCUUCAGGGUUAGGAUUUCAGCAUGUCUUUUUUUUUUGAUUAUCCACUGUACUAUACAUAUAGAAAUAUUACUAAUUUGGUGUGAAGAAUUUAUGCUUGAAUUUUAAGUAUUCUUAAAUAAAAGAAUAUUGUUUAAUUUUUGUAAUACUGUUAAUUUUUUUCCAAGCUUCUUUAAGAAUAUCAAAAGCAAUUUACUUAUAUAAGCCUUUAACAUUUUGUCUUGCUUCAUACCAGCAAGUGAUACAAGAGAUAUUUGUUGAAUAUGCAGAUUGCUUUAUACUGCAUAUCUUGUGAAAAAAAAUAACUAUAGUGUUUAAUCUUUACUGCUUUGAGCAGAGAAUAUGAUGUAAUCCAAGAUUCACAUUCAAUAUUUUUUUUAGUCAAAUUGAAGAUUGAGUUCUGGAACAGGAUAAAUGGCAACAGAAUCAGACAUCUUCAAUAGUUUAGCAAUUGAACAAUUUGGUGCAACACUGUUCUUAACAUUUUUGUCUAUACUUGUAUUUUAAAGAAAAACUCUUUAAGGGAGCUGUCUGCUGAUAAUUAUAGUAAUUUUUUUGAUAUUUGCCUGUAAAUACUUUUUAAUUGAAAUCAAAUAAGUGUUAUAUUAACUGAUAGUUAAAGUUAGAUUAAAUUGUCUUGUGUACAACUCAGAGUUUAGUAAAUAUGAUUAAAAUAUUCAUAUAAGUGUUUAAAGCCCAGUCUGUGGCAGUGCACUGUAUUCAGACUUUUGCAAUGUGAUGGAAGCAUUGUGCUUGCAUUUAAAAUACGUAGAUACCACAGUCUGCAUAAAUGUUUGGUGAUCAGCCCAUUGUACCAACAAUGUUGAGUUAGAUUAUUCAGUCGUACUUUAUUUUGUUCUGUAACUGGUUUGAACAAUAUGAAACUUAACUUUUUUCAGAAGUUUUACUUUUGCCUGUCAAAAGU
Molecule: messenger RNA, 2817 nt
Organism: Mobula hypostoma (lesser devil ray)
Lineage: Eukaryota; Metazoa; Chordata; Chondrichthyes; Myliobatiformes; Myliobatidae
Gene: zbtb14
Product: zinc finger and BTB domain containing 14
Exons: 2
Coding region: 150-1475 (441 amino acids)
Biological process (GO): regulation of transcription by RNA polymerase II
Cellular component (GO): nucleus
Molecular function (GO): DNA-binding transcription factor activity, RNA polymerase II-specific; protein binding
Source: RefSeq, a predicted model, not a curated record